GUAUAAAUAUCAGCACGAAUUUACUUCAUAGAGAGAGAAAAUCAGUAGAUAGAUCGAUUAGUGAGUAGAGAGACUAGAGAAACAAAAAUCCCAAAAUAAAAAGGAAGAUCGAUAAAAGGGAAAAGCAAAAGUGAACAAGGCAUUAAAAGCAGCUGCUGUUUUUGGCUGGUUGAUGGUGGAUUAUCAACUGCAACUUCUCAGGGGCAAAUUCGUCAUUCCAAACACUCAUCCCAUGCUCUCCGGCGGCGCCGCCGCGCUAGGAUCCAUCGGCACCAGCAUCGGCCAGAUCAGCAGGGCGGUCUUCGUUGGAGGUGGCGGAUCCUGGAAGGACGCGGCGGCGGACGGCGGCUUGACCCUCGCCGUCACGGCGCUUGCUGGCCUCGCGUUAGCCGCCGCGGUGUUCUACUCCUCUAGGUAAAAUAAACUAAAAAAAAAAUAAUAAUAGAGGCGGCCGCCGGCUGAUUACAUACGGAAAAUUGUAUGAUUCAGUUGUUGUGAUUUGUAAAACCUAGGGAGUAAUUUAUUUUAGUAUAAAAAAGGGCAAAAAAAGGUAGUUCCAUAGAUGAAAGCUCUUAAACGAAGUCAGACUUCGUCAUCGUCCAAAUCCUCGCCACCGUCGUCUUCCUCAAAUACGCCGUCGUCGUCCUCCCCACCUUCUUCCUCGUGGAUCCAUUUGAGAUCGGUUCUGUUCAUUGUAGCCUCCUCCAACAACUCACCAGAUAUUUCUCCCUCUAGUAGCCGAGGCCGUCUUAAAUCCCCAUGGUUUCGAAGGAAAAGAAAACACAUACUCUCACCUGAUCAGUGGAGAAAUUACUUCACUCCCGAAGGGAAACUCCGUGACAAUGGAGUUAAAUUUCUGAAAAAAGUUCGCAGUGGAGUGAGUUUAUAUGACCUGACAAGUUGCAAAGAAGAAAGAGAUGUCACAAGAACCAAGAAUAGAAAAGAAUAUGAGAAACUGCGGAGACAGUGCAGCCGGCUACUUAAGCGCAACAGCAGCAGCAAACAUUCUGAGUCGAAUGAAAGUGGCGAAACAAUCAGUCCCGGCACAGAUUCUCCCGCCUCAGAAGAUGUCGAGAGUGCCCGACAAUCUCUCUCCAGUGAAGAAUCAUCUUUCCAAAACAACAACAUUAUUGACGAAAACGACCCUCCUUCCAGCUCAAUAACAGACUCUCAUGUCUGCUCCAGACGGAUUAUUAGCGAUGCAAACUCCGCCUCCAAUUCCGAAUCCGAUUCCACAGACUCCGACUCAUCCGACGAACACGAAACCAGUCAAACUUUCAGUUUGACCGAAAACGCAGACCACCACGAAGACGAGUCCUCAGAAACAAACUCUCGUCCCCCGCUCUGCAGCCAGGAAGAUUUCGCCACAUGGCAGCGCAUCAUUCGUCUGGACGCCAUCCGAGCAAAUGACGAGUGGAUAUCCUACAAACCCCCACAGGCAAUCAUUUCCGAUUCAAAGGCCCGUCGAGCGGCCGAGGCCGUAGGCCUGAGAGACUACGAACACCUCAGCCCUGCACGAAUCUUUCACGCGGCUCGUCUAGUCGCAAUUCUCGAAGCUUACGCUUUAUACGACUCGGAAAUCGGCUACUGUCAGGGAAUGAGCGAUUUACUAUCCCCAAUCAUAUCUGUUGUGACGGAGGACCACGAGGCCUUCUGGUGCUUCGUGGGCUUCAUGAAGAAGGCCCGUCACAAUUUCAGGCUCGACGAGGUCGGGAUCCGAAGGCAGCUGAGCACGGUCUCGAAAAUCAUUAAAUACAAAGACUCGCACCUCUACAGGCACUUGGAGAAACUCGAGGCUGAGGACUGCUUUUUCGUGUAUAGAAUGGUGGUCGUGCUUUUCAGGAGGGAGCUGACAUUCGAGCAGACGCUUUGCCUUUGGGAGGUGAUGUGGGCCGACCAGGCGGCUAUAAGGGCUGGGAUAGGGAAAUCGGCGUGGAGCAGGAUAAGGCAGAGGGCCCCGCCCACGGACGAUCUCCUACUCUACGCGAUUGCGGCCUCGGUUUUGCAGAGGAGGAAGCAGAUAAUCGAGAGUUAUAGCAGCAUGGACGAGAUUUUGAGGGAGUGCAAUGCGAUGGCGGGACAUCUCGACGUGUGGAAGCUGCUCGAUGACGCUCACGACUUGGUGGUGACACUACACGAGAAAAUCGGGACUUGAAGACUUUUUUUUUGUUGGUGAAAAAAGUUUGGUAAUGGUAAUUUACUAAUUUAUUUAUUAUAAUACCUCUUCUGAGAGAUUAUUGCUUCUGGGUUUGUUUGUGGGGCUAUAUGGGGGGAAAGAAAGAGCUUGUUCUGAGGCUGCGAAGAGGCUACUUUUGGAUAUUGGAUGAAACUGAAUUUAUUCUUAUUUAACUUUUGUUGAACCGUGAAUUAAUUCGGGUUUGGGAUUUCGGGCUNAUU
Messenger RNA from Striga asiatica, 2397 nucleotides. NCBI's taxonomy places the organism in Eukaryota, Viridiplantae, Streptophyta, Magnoliopsida, Lamiales, Orobanchaceae. The record is from the annotation of a GenBank genome assembly.